AUGCACCCUGUAGCACUGGGGUCACUUCAAGUGCACAACGUAGUCAAGGAAAACCAAGAAACACGGGAUCUGCAUGAAGAACGACUGGAUUUACUAGGAAGAAAUGAUAAAUAUGUGUCCCUGGUCAACUUCAGCAUCCCUCAGCUCUGUCAGUUCACAGUGUGCAUUGACCUAAACCGGACAGCCAAUGUCAGCUCGUGGGCAGCAUUUUCCUAUGACACUAACACCACCUCCACUGACAUAAAUGACUUAGAACUCGGGCUCUCUGGAGAAAACAAGCACCUGAGACUGUAUCUUUUUGGCACCAAACGAGACAUUGAGAUCGACCUGGCCCUUUUUGUGUGGUAUAGUGUGUGCUGCUUGUGGGACACCGGAAAACAGCUGCUGGAGGUCUACUGCAAUGGGAACCUGGUGCACAGCGAAGCCCUGGGCAGCACAGGGUGCCUGAAACCGAAUGGCAGCCUCGUGCUGGGCCACCUGCACAAGAGAAGGGAUGGCUUCAUCGUGAGGAUCAGCAACAGCUUCAUCGGCAGCUUGUACUACUUCCAGCUGUGGGACCGUGUGCUGGGUCAGGAAGAGCUGCUGGGCUGUGCCAUGGGCAGCACUGUCAGCUGGAAGGAGGAGUACUGGAAUUUCAGCAGCGUCCUCCCCGUCGCGGACCAUCGGCUGCGCUGCGGCUUGAGGGAAGCAUCAUCAACAGGUGCUCCUACACUGCCCCCAUUACCUCUGACCAGUAGUACCAACGGUGUCGUUCCAGUCACCUUCUUUAAUGUUCAUAUGAACUUUUCUCUUUUCUACAAAACCAAGAGAGCUCCUGAUUACUAUGAUGCAAGGAGGCUUCUUGAACACUGGUUUAGUAUAAUCUUUACCGGAGAAGAAUUUGUUGUGACAAACUUUAAAAUCAGGAGUAAUUAUCUACAAAGCAGUGCCUAUAGGAGGACUCGUGGGAAGGUAAAGCGGAUGUCACAAAGCUAUAUCUGUAAGGCAAUUAUAAAGGCCACCUCUCUGGAAAUACAAGAAGUGCUGAGUCUCAGGAUCAAACAGCUGUUGAAUGACAUAUAUGAAGACGGACCAUUAUCCUUGCAUGUGAAACCUGAAGAUGUGGCUGUGAAGUCAAUAGCACUGAUGGAUUGUCCAGAAAGCUUUUCACACACAAGGUACAAGGGGAGUUAUUCCUGGCCACUAACAAGUCCAGCCUCCGAAGCAGAGGUCAGCUGCAGGAAAAACCCUCUGCAGUCUGCUCAGAGGAGCUGUGCAAUUAGUAUUGAACUAGAGCAAGCUUUUUGGAAGGAACCAAACAUGACUAAAUGUAAACCACUUGAAAAACUUCCGAAUAAUAUUUUAGGCCUCCAAGAUAUCAAGAUAACAGAAGAGAAUGCAGAAGAUGUUAUAGAGCACAUUUUAUGCCUGUUGCCAGAUGCAACACUGGAUGUGGAAGAAUUAGAAAUCAUUGCAAGUAAAAUUUCUGAUAUUGUACAGCUUGCAGAUGUGAGUGUGACACUUGCAGAGACUGCAUUGUCUAUACUAGACCAUAUUUCGCUGCAAGAAAUAGAAGAUCAGAACGUUAGAAAAAUAACCAAUACUAUCCUGCAGACAACUGAGGAGAUAGGCUACAAGGUGACUUGCGCAGACAGAAAUACAUCGGUCAUAACCAAUUCCUUGGCUCUGUUGGUGUUGCGUCCAGAUCCCAGCACGUUUGGAGGACUGGCCUUUGGCAUUACCUCCUACAACAGAGGUGUGGAUCUCCAGAUCAAUGUGCAAGAAAACCCUUUCAAAAAUGCCUUGGCCUCAGUGUUUUUGCCAAAAUCCCUGAAGAACUUCCUAGGGAUCGAGUGCUGUGACCCAGACAAGCAUUCGAAGAUCCAGUUUAAGUUUUUUGGCACUACUUCACUUUUCGAGGAUGACAGUUUAACGCUGCAGAAGUUGAACACUUUUGUUGUGAGUGCCAGUGUUGAAAACGCAUCAAUUCAGAACCUUAAUGAGCCUGUGACUGUCACUCUUCGGCACAUAGACCGGAACACGGGCAAUACAGCAGUGCACUGCGUCUUUUGGGACUUUGGGAAGAACAAUGGACUGGGUGGUUGGAAUACAUCAGGGUGUGAAAUGGAAUAUACAGAUAUGAAUUACACAAUCUGUUUUUGUAACCAUCUUACCCAUUUUGGAGUCCUACUGGACUUGGCCCGGACAGAAAUAGAUGUCACACAUGAUCAUAUAUUAACUCUGAUAAGCUAUUCAGGAUGUGGUGCUUCUUCCCUUUUUUUGGGAAUAACGCUGGUGACAUAUCUAACCCUUGAGAAGCUGCGGAGAGACAAUCCUUCAAAAAUCCUGCUCAACCUUUGUGCUGCACUGCUGAUGCUGAACAUGGUCUUCCUCACCAAUUCCUGGCUGUCUUCAUUCAACCAGCCAGGCCUCUGCAUCACCAUGGCCACGCUCCUUCACUAUUUCCUUCUUGCAGCUUUCACGUGGAUGUGCCUGGAGUCUGUUCACUUUUACUUGGCUCUUGUCAAAGUUUUCAAUGUUUAUGUCCCAAAGUACAUCCUAAAAUGCUGCAUUGCUGGCUGGGGUAAGCAAGCAGAUUUCUUCUCCACUUCUGGGCUUGUCAACUUCUCUAAGAUUGGGGAAUAUUUGCAAAAGCAAGUGAGGACACUGAGCUAGCAGAAAUUACCUGAGCUGUAAGGAUGGAUCUCUCCCCCCAGGCAAGUUCAGCUUAAAUUUCUUCUGCUCAGGGAAAUAUUAGCAUAAAGUGCCUGUU
Molecule: messenger RNA, 2752 nt
Organism: Chiroxiphia lanceolata (lance-tailed manakin)
Lineage: Eukaryota; Metazoa; Chordata; Aves; Passeriformes; Pipridae
Gene: ADGRG4
Product: adhesion G protein-coupled receptor G4
Exons: 18
Coding region: 1-2655 (884 amino acids)
Biological process (GO): adenylate cyclase-activating G protein-coupled receptor signaling pathway; cell surface receptor signaling pathway
Cellular component (GO): membrane
Molecular function (GO): G protein-coupled receptor activity
Source: RefSeq, a predicted model, not a curated record